Penicillium olsonii is the source of this 3306-nucleotide messenger RNA. The record is from the annotation of a GenBank genome assembly. NCBI's taxonomy places the organism in Eukaryota, Fungi, Ascomycota, Eurotiomycetes, Eurotiales, Aspergillaceae.
AUGGAUGGGGAAGAGCUAAUCGCCUCGGUCUUGCACAAGAUCGAGCGAGAGAAGGCCCUCAUCACCGCUGCCAGUAACAUGCGGCAGUCCACCGACAACCCCCUCGUGCAACAGAGAGUCGACGCCAACAUUCGUGAUGGCCGCAAGAACAUCGCUUAUCUGGAGGAGAAAAUGCGAGAACUGGAAAUCCGCCAACGAAACCAAAGCGCUGGCUCCCCCGGCCAGCGUGGAGGCCCCGCCCCUCCACCCAAGGACCACGGCGGAUAUGCUGGCGACCACGGCGACUACAACGACCCCCACUACCCUCAAGGAGGCUCGGGCUCGAUGCCUUCCGGUGCCCCAUUCCCCGACCCUCGACCUUACGCCCCGAUCCCGAAGGCCAGGCCCAACUACACCAAGCUAGAUCUGAUCAAAUAUGACACCCCGUACCUCGGGCCCAAGAUUCAACUGAUGUUGUCUCAAUUGGAGUUCAAGCUGAGUGUGGAGGUGCAAUAUAAAGCCGGUAUCGAGAAAAUGGUUCGUCUGUACCAGGACGAGGGUGACCGGAAGAGUCGCGCCGAUGCCGAGGGCCGUCGCAUUGAAAGCAAUCAAAAGAUUCAGCUUUUGAAGCAGGCCCUGAAGCGAUACGAGGACCUCCACGUUGAUAUCGAGUCUGGCGACGCACCUGAUGACGAGUCUCUGAGUAGUCCAAACAUGCGCAAGCCCCUGACUGGUCUAUUGACGAUGCGCAUUCAUGCGGUCAAGGACGUGGACCACGCCGCCAGCUCGAGAUUCUCUCGCGGUCCGGAAACUUACGUUGUCGUCAAGGUUGAAGAUGCAAUCAAAGCUAGAACCAAAGCAACCCGCAAUGACCGGUGGUUGGACGAGGGCUUUUCUAUGGACAUCGACAAGGCAAACGAGAUCGAGUUGACUGUCUACGAUAAGUCUGGUGACCGCCCCACUCCCAUUGGUAUGUUAUGGGUGCGCAUUUCCGAUAUCGCAGAGGAAAUGCGUCGGAAGAAGAUUGAGACCGAGCUCAAUGCGUCCGGAUGGGUGUCAGCGGACAAGAUGGCCGAUGGCGGGUCUCCCCGACAUGAUCACCCCUCCUCUCCUAUGGGAUCUUCACAUGGCGCCAGCUCUGGAGGACGACCCGGCACUGCGGGUCACGGAGGGCACCAUGGCGGCGAGAGCACCAACGUUCCCCCAACCCAAAUGAUAGAGUCAUGGUUCGCUCUGGAACCAGUUGGCCGUGUUCAGCUCCAAAUGAGCUUUGCCAAGCAAUUGAAGGAUCGCCGUCCGUUCGAUAUCGGUUUGAACCGUCAAGGUGCUGUGCGUCAAAAGAAGGAGGAGGUUCACGAGAAGCAGGGCCACAAGUUCGUCACUCAGCAAUUCUACAACAUCAUGCGCUGCGCGCUGUGCGGAGAAUUCCUCAAGUAUGCCGCAGGCAUGCAGUGCGCGGACUGCAAGUACACUUGUCACAAAAAGUGUUACUCCAAGGUUGUCACAAAGUGUAUCAGCAAAGCAAACUACGAGACCGACCCGGACGAGGAGAAGAUCAAUCACCGCAUUCCCCAUCGCUUCGAAGGGUUCUCCAACAUUUCCGCCAACUGGUGCUGCCACUGUGGAUACCUACUUCCAUUUGGACGCAAAAAUGCCAAGCGCUGCUCUGAAUGUAGUCUUACGUGCCACGCUCAGUGCACUCACCUUGUGCCCGAUUUCUGUGGAAUGACGAUGGAAGCGGCGAACCAAAUUCUCGAGACAUUGAUUCGCACUAAGAAUCACAACAAGUCUGCCUCUGUUAGUUCCGGCCUCAGCAACCGUACCCUUCGACCAAGCGGUCCGCCGCAGCCCCCUCAAGACAAUGCUGCCCUCUCCUACCCCCAGAAACCGAUGGAAGGGCCAUAUGGCGCCCUUCCUAGACAACCCUCCGCAGAAGCGGUAAGCGCAGCCACUAACUCCUUUAUGACCCCACAGUCACCAACCGCUGCUGCACAGGCUGCACAGCGUCAACAGAUCCCGCCAAAGUCGCCCUCUGGAUCGUCCGCCGCUGCGGCUGCGGCCGCGGCAGCCUCUGGGCUUCGCAGUCCCCAGCAAACACCGACCGAAAUGAGCCGCCCGAUGCCGCCGCCCCAGGCGCCCCAGGCGCCCCAACAUGCUCAUUACGACCCAUCUGCGUACGCCAACUUCCCGCAGCAGCCUCCCCCUCAGGCCAUGCAGAAGCCACAGCAGUCGUACCCAAUGGCACCGCCUCCUCAGCCCGCGCAGCCUAUGCCUCAGCAACAGCAGGUUGCACCUCCCGCCAAAGACGAGGUUGCACAGGCCAAGUCUCGUAUUGGAUUGGACCAUUUCAACUUCCUUGCUGUGCUUGGAAAGGGUAAUUUCGGAAAGGUUAUGCUGGCUGAGACUAAGAGCAGCCGCAAGCUGUAUGCCAUCAAGGUCCUGAAGAAGGAGUUCAUCAUUGAGAACGAUGAAGUGGAGAGCACUAAAUCCGAGAAGCGUGUGUUCUUGAUUGCUAACAAAGAACGUCAUCCCUUCCUUCUCAAUCUGCAUGCUUGUUUCCAGACUGAAACUCGUGUCUAUUUCGUCAUGGAGUACAUCAGUGGUGGUGAUCUUAUGCUUCACAUUCAGCGUGGUCAAUUCGGUCUCAAGCGGGCACAAUUCUAUGCUGCCGAAGUCUGCCUGGCGCUCAAGUACUUCCACGAGAAUGGUGUCAUUUACCGUGAUUUGAAGCUUGACAAUAUCUUGCUGACCCUGGAUGGUCACAUCAAGAUUGCCGAUUAUGGUCUCUGCAAGGAGAACAUGUGGUAUGGCGGCACAACGAGCACCUUCUGUGGUACUCCCGAAUUCAUGGGUCCCGAGAUUCUGCUGGACAAGAAGUAUGGACGAGCUGUGGAUUGGUGGGCAUUCGGUGUUCUCAUCUACCAGAUGCUUUUGCAGCAAUCUCCCUUCCGUGGUGAGGACGAGGAUGAAAUCUAUGAUGCCAUUCUUGCCGACGAGCCUCUCUACCCCAUCCACAUGCCCCGUGAUUCCGUGUCUAUCCUUCAGAAGCUGUUGACCCGUGAGCCUGAGCUGCGCCUGGGCUCCGGUCCCACCGAUGCCCAGGAGGUUAUGUCCCACGCCUUCUUCCGCAACAUCAACUGGGAUGACAUCUACCACAAGCGGGUCCCUCCACCCUUCAUCCCCACUAUCAGCAGCCCCACCGAUACCAGCAACUUCGACCAGGAGUUCACCAGCGUGACCCCAGUUCUCACACCUGUUCAGUCUGUGCUUUCACAAGCGAUGCAGGAAGAAUUCCGCGGCUUCUCUUACACCGCCGACUUUGCUUGA